Molecule: messenger RNA, 642 nt
Organism: Exserohilum turcica Et28A
Lineage: Eukaryota; Fungi; Ascomycota; Dothideomycetes; Pleosporales; Pleosporaceae
Exons: 1
Coding region: 1-642 (213 amino acids)
Source: RefSeq, a predicted model, not a curated record
AUGUCCAAUACUCUGCCGGACUUUCCCUUCUUCGUGUCCACCGGCGAUGGAUGGAGACACGAGACAGCUCGUUAUGUUCGCGACCGACCCCAACGGGGAUGGUACCAGGAUGGCCGCAAACUGCGAGAUGUAAAGGCAUCCAAAGCAUUCAUCUGGCCCAAGGACGGCAAGAACGGGUCAUCGUGGGGUCGCAUCAAAGACGUCCUACGGAACAACGGCCCUGACAUAUACGUUGCAUUUGGUGCUCGUCAGACGGACUGCGUAUCAAAUCGCCCGCCGCGAUCCCAGUGGGCAGGAUAUCCCCAUCUUGACGACCGCGGGAUGACGUUCAGCUUUAACUCGCAAAAGUUUGCUCCUUGGACUAAGAGUAGUAUGCUCGGAGGACGCGAAUACGGCCUGAGCUACGACUUUCGAACUCGGAAAUAUGUGAAACCGAAUCGAUGGACGUGGACGGAUGCUAUCUGGCAGCAGGAGCCAUACAAGAAUAGGAAGGCGAAUAGUUAUCCAGAAGCUGUGCGAAUGCUGGAUGGGCAGUGGUUUCAGGACACCCAAUAUCUGCCGCAAUUUUUGGCCGGCCACAUCGAUAAUGAGUUUGGCGUUGGUGUGCCAUUCCACCAUCUUCCAUUCUCUCCCCCUCACUAA